Messenger RNA from Tripterygium wilfordii, 1201 nucleotides. RefSeq names its product carbonic anhydrase 2-like. Gene Ontology annotation, biological process: carbon utilization. The transcript has 9 exons. The coding region runs from base 153 to 929 and encodes 258 amino acids. NCBI's taxonomy places the organism in Eukaryota, Viridiplantae, Streptophyta, Magnoliopsida, Celastrales, Celastraceae. The record is from RefSeq and is a predicted model, not a curated record. Gene Ontology annotation, molecular function: carbonate dehydratase activity; zinc ion binding.
UAAUCAUUCUAUAAAAUGAGCCGAUUGUGUGGCACAGUAGACAUUAUGAGCAAAGGCGAACAGGUGUAAUUAAGGUGAUUAAUUAGCUUCCAUUAACUCAGAAAGUAGUAUCAAAAGAAGAAUCUCACUCCAACAAAAUAGAGAGAGAAGACAUGGCAACGGAGGGCUCAUACGAGGAUGCCAUUGCUGGGCUCACAAAUCUUCUCAGCCAGAGAUCCGACCUCGGGGACGUCGCCGCCGCAAAAAUCAAGCAGAUAACGGCCGAGCUACAGGCUGCCGGCUCGACAGGGUUCGACCCGGUUGAGAGGAUCAAAACCGGGUUCACCCACUUCAAGAAAGAGAAAUACGAGAAGAAUCCAGAAUUAUUCAGUGCACUUUCCAGAGGACAGAGUCCCAAGUUUCUGGUGUUCGCAUGCUCUGAUUCAAGAGUUUGCCCCUCGCACAUCCUGGAUUUCCAACCAGGGGAGGCCUUUAUUGUCCGAAACAUCGCAAACAUGGUUCCACCUUACGACCUGAAAAAAUACGCUGGAAUGGGAGCGGCCAUCGAAUAUGCUGUGCUUCAUCUAAAGGUAGAAAAUAUAGUGGUGAUUGGACACAGCCGCUGUGGAGGUAUUAAAGGGCUCAUGUCUAUCCCGGAUGAUGGGACCAUUGCCAGUGAAUUCAUAGAAAAUUGGGUCCAAAUAUGUUCACCAGCAAAGUCUAAGGUGAAGACAGAAUCGAGCAGUUUACCUUUUGACGAUCAGUGCACUACCUGCGAGAAGGAGGCUGUGAAUGUAUCCCUAGGGAAUUUACUGACAUACCCAUUUGUGAGAGAAGCUGUGGUGAACGACACUGUGUCACUCAAGGGCGCACACUAUAAUUUCAUUAAUGGAAGUUUCGAGCUUUGGGAUCUCGACUUCAAAGUCUCACCAUCUCUAGCAGUUGUUUGAUCCAUCCCUCAGUUUCUCAACAAAAACCAGAACUACUUGACGACAAGUUCAAUUCAGUUCUCCAAAUAGUAAUAUAGUUGGUGUUCUUUUUGUCAUGAAUAAGUAACGUAAUCCCAUCGACUUUGCUGUUUAAUUAUUUGUAAAAAAAAAUGAAGACAGGGAACAUUUCUUUGAAGGUUGCGUUAUUUGAUUUCCUGUGUUCUUAAAUUUGGUUCUUCUCAAAGUGUAUAUUUAAUUUCAUGAUAUUAAGAUGGCAUUUCGUCUUCCAAAAA